AUGGUCAGCAUGUUGUGCAACCAGAACAUUUAAAUAAGCCUGCAGCAGCUCCACAGCUGAGUUCUUGAUGACAACAUCCGGUCUGGACAUCUACUUCCUGUCAGUGUUUCAUAAACUCAGGUCGCAGAGAAGGAAGGAUGCUGUCCCUCUCUCGAGCAGUGGUGUGUGCGGCGGCCCGUGCUCCAGCUGCUGUCAGUCAGGGUGGAGUGACUGCUAUCACCCGAUUCAACAGCACAGCACAGAGCGCUCCUAAGAAAACAACAUUUGGGCCUUUGGCAGAUGAGGACAGAAUUUUCACAAACCUUUAUGGCCGCCAUGACUGGAGGCUGAAGGGGGCAAUGAGGCGUGGCGACUGGUACAAAACUAAGGAGAUCCUUUUGAAGGGAGUCGACUGGAUUCUCAAUGAAGUUAAAGGUUCUGGCCUGCGUGGGAGAGGUGGAGCUGGUUUCCCUACUGGCAUGAAGUGGAGUUUCAUGAAUAAGCCCAGCGAUGGCAGGCCAAAGUAUCUGGUGGUGAACGCAGACGAGGGAGAACCUGGCACCUGUAAAGACAGGGAGAUUAUGCGGAAUGACCCCCACAAGCUGGUGGAGGGCUGCCUGGUGGCUGGGAGGGCCAUGGGGGCGCGUGCUGCUUAUAUCUACAUCAGAGGAGAGUUCUACAACGAGUCGUCCAACCUGCAGGUGGCUAUCAAUGAGGCCUAUGCUGCUGGGCUCAUUGGUAGAGACUCCUGUGGCACCGGUUAUGACUUUGAUGUGUUUGUGAUGCGUGGUGCCGGAGCGUACAUCUGUGGAGAGGAGACCGCUCUUAUCGAGUCCCUGGAGGGAAAGCAGGGGAAGCCCCGUCUGAAGCCCCCAUUUCCUGCUGAUGUGGGUGUGUUUGGUUGCCCAACAACCGUUGCCAAUGUGGAGACCGUAGCUGUGGCGCCCACCAUCUGUCGUCGUGGCGGCUCGUGGUUUCUGGGCUUUGGCAGAGAGAGAAACUCUGGCACAAAGCUCUUCAACAUCUCUGGCCACGUUAACCACCCCUGCACCGUAGAGGAGGAGAUGUCCGUCCCUCUGAAAGACCUCAUUGAGAGGCACGCAGGUGGAGUGCGUGGCGGUUGGGAUAACCUGCUGUGUGUAAUCCCCGGUGGCUCCUCAACACCCCUUAUUCCCAAGAAUGUAUGCGAAGAGGUGCUGAUGGACUUCGACGGCCUCCUCCAGGCUCAGACUGGCCUGGGCACAGCUGCAAUCAUCGUCAUGGACAAAUCUACUGACAUUAUCAGAGCCAUCGCCCGUCUGAUCGAGUUCUACAAGCAUGAGAGCUGCGGCCAGUGCACACCCUGCAGAGAAGGAGUGGACUGGAUGAAUAACAUGAUGUGGCGUUUUGUGAAAGGCGAUGCAAAGCCAUCAGAGAUCGACAUGAUUUGGGAGCUCAGUAAGCAGAUUGAGGGACACACUAUCUGUGCCCUGGGAGAUGGUGCAGCAUGGCCAGUGCAGGGAUUGAUCAGGCACUUCAGGCCUGUGAUGGAAAGCCGAAUUGCUGAACACCAGCAGCAGCAGCAGCAGGCCAGGGUUUAAAUGGCUCCUCUCACUCCUUGAACUUGUUCUUCUGCCUCAUUUGCCCCUAUCCCGUGCUUGUGUCAUUGACAAAAUUAUUUAAAGCGAUAAUGUGCCGUUUUAUCACCUCAUCAUCAAGUUUUACAUUUGAUGUUCUGCCUUGUCUGGUGAAAAUACCAAUAAAAUUCUAUGAACCUGAAA
Messenger RNA from Sebastes umbrosus (honeycomb rockfish), 1739 nucleotides. RefSeq names its product NADH:ubiquinone oxidoreductase core subunit V1 (gene ndufv1). The transcript has 11 exons. The coding region runs from base 138 to 1559 and encodes 473 amino acids. The record is from RefSeq and is a predicted model, not a curated record. NCBI's taxonomy places the organism in Eukaryota, Metazoa, Chordata, Actinopteri, Perciformes, Sebastidae. Gene Ontology annotation, molecular function: NADH dehydrogenase (ubiquinone) activity; NAD binding; 4 iron, 4 sulfur cluster binding. Gene Ontology annotation, biological process: mitochondrial electron transport, NADH to ubiquinone.